AUGGCGCGUCGCUGCUGGGCCCGCCUGUACGCCUAUGGGGAUACCGACGGGGCUGCAGCCUCUGGCAACUGGGAGGGAGCAAAUGCGCUCGCUGCCCAGAGCCUGGAGAGGGCAUACGACGGUUGGCGGUUGUUGCAAUGCCUACGGACGGCCCAGAAAGACGACCGCUAUACCGAUGGCGGACUGUACCGCGAGCCGCAUGCACUAAAAGAAGGCAUCGUCCGCCCUCGGUCCCCCGAUCCACACACACAUUCCUUCCUUCCUCUGCAGAAAACCGCCAAGCUGUUUUCCUCCGCCUUUAGACGAACCCUCCGUGCCGGCGCCCCCGGACUCUCAGUCGCUGCACUCGCUACCGCAGGCCUCAACCAGAGGACCGCCCCAAAGCAACCCUUCCAGAAGCUGUCGGCCGCCGGGAUGCAUAGCAAGGUCGUCAUCAUCGGCUCCGGGCCCGCUGCCCACACCGCCGCCGUCUACCUGGCGCGUGCCGAGCUGAAGCCCGUCCUCUACGAGGGCUUCAUGGCCAACGGCAUCGCCGCCGGUGGCCAGCUCACCACCACCACCGACGUCGAGAACUUUCCCGGUUUCCCCAAGGGCAUCAUGGGCUCUGAACUCAUGGACGCCAUGAAGGCACAGUCGGAGCGCUUCGGCACCCAGAUCAUCUCCGAGACCAUCGCCAAGCUCGACCUCUCGGCCCGCCCCUUCAAGUACGAGACCGAAUGGGCCCCCGGCACCGUCCACACCGCCGACGCCAUCAUCCUGGCCACCGGCGCCUCCGCCAAGAGGCUGGGCCUCCCCGGUGAGGACAAGUACUGGCAGAACGGCAUCAGCGCCUGCGCCGUGUGCGACGGCGCCGUCCCCAUCUACCGCAACAAGCCCCUGGUCGUCAUUGGCGGCGGCGACAGCGCCGCCGAGGAGGCCACCUUCCUGACCAAGUACGGCAGCCACGUUACGGUGCUGGUGCGUCGGGACCAGCUGAGGGCCAGCAGCAUCAUGGCCCAGCGCCUGCUCGAGCACCCCAAGGUCACCGUCCGCUUCCACACCCAGGCCGUCGAGGUCAAGGGCGACGACAAGGGCCUGAUGAGCCACCUGGUCAUCAAGAACUCCCAGACCGGCGAGCAGGAGACCCUCGAGGCCAACGGUCUGUUCUACGCCAUCGGCCACGACCCCGCCACCAGCCUCGUCAAGGGACAGCUCGAGACGGACGACGAGGGCUACGUCGUCACCAAGCCCGGCACCCCUCUCACAACCGUCGAGGGUGUCUUUGCCGCCGGUGACGUCCAGGACAAGAGAUACAGACAGGCCAUCACGAGUGCUGGUUCGGGAUGCAUGGCUGCUCUGGACGCUGAGAAGUUCCUGGCAGACCUUGAGGUCGACGAGCGUGAGGGUGCUGCCAAGGGCAGCUUGUGA
Messenger RNA from Neoarthrinium moseri, 1407 nucleotides. RefSeq lists its product as uncharacterized. Gene Ontology annotation, cellular component: cytoplasm. Bases 1 to 1407 code for a protein of 468 amino acids. The record is from RefSeq and is a predicted model, not a curated record. The transcript has 5 exons. NCBI's taxonomy places the organism in Eukaryota, Fungi, Ascomycota, Sordariomycetes, Amphisphaeriales, Apiosporaceae. Gene Ontology annotation, biological process: removal of superoxide radicals. Gene Ontology annotation, molecular function: thioredoxin-disulfide reductase (NADPH) activity.